AUGGGUGAGACAGAAGAUGAGCGUACGGCUCAGGCCAGCCAGCUCUUUGAGAAUUUCGUCCAGACGUCCACGUGUAAGGGGACUCUGCAGGCCUUCAGCAUCCUCUGCCGGCAGCUGGAGCUGGACCCUCUGGAUUACAGCAACUUCUACAGCUCACUGAAGGCUGCAGUCUGCUCCUGGAAGGGCCAGGCUCUGUGGACCAAACUGGACAAAAGGGCACAGCACAAGGUGUACAGCCAGAAUAAAGCCUGCCAGGGCACAAGGUGCCUGAUCAUCGGCGGGGGUCCUUGCGGUCUGCGGACAGCCAUUGAGCUGACCCUGCUGGGCUGUAAGGUGGUGGUGAUCGAGAAGAGAGACACCUUCUCCAGGAACAAUGUGCUCCACCUAUGGCCCUUCACUAUCCAGGACCUCAGAGGUCUCGGGGCCAAGAAGUUCUACGGGAAGUUCUGCGCUGGCGCCAUCGACCACAUAAGUAUCCGUCAGCUCCAGCUGAUGCUGAUGAAAGUGUGUCUGAUUCUGGGCGUGGAGAUUCACGUCAAUGUGGAGUUCGUCAAACUUCUGGAGCCGCCUGAGGAGCAGACUGACAACAGUCCCGGGUGGCGAGCAGAAGUGCGGCCCAGCGGUCACCCCGUGUCGGACUUUGACUUUGACGUGGUGAUCGGAGCCGACGGACGCAAAAACACGUUAGACGGUUUUGCCCGCAAGGAGUUUCGCGGAAAACUAGCCAUCGCUAUCACCGCUAACUUUGUCAACAGGAACACCACAGCCGAGGCCAAAGUGGAGGAAAUCAGUGGUGUGGCGUUCAUCUUUAACCAGAAGUUCUUUCUGGAACUUAAGGAGGACACAGGAAUUGACUUGGAGAACAUAGUUUACUACAAAGACAACACCCACUACUUCGUCAUGACGGCGAAGAAGCAGAGUCUGUUGGACAAAGGCGUCAUUAUAAAUGACUACAUAGAAACAGAGCGUCUGCUAAGCAUUGACAAUGUCAACCAGGAAGCGUUGCUGUCCUACGCCCGUGAAGCAGCUGACUUCGGCACGAACUACCAGCUGCCAUCGCUGGACUACGCCAUCAACCACUACGGGCAGCCGGACGUUGCGAUGUUUGACUUCACCAGCAUGUACGCCUCAGAGAAUGCCGCCUUGAUCAGGGAGAAACACGGUCAUCAGCUAGUGGUCGCACUGGUGGGAGAUAGUCUGCUUGAGCCCUUCUGGCCGAUGGGUACAGGUUGUGCUCGGGGCUUUCUGGCAGCCUUCGACACAGCUUGGAUGGUGAGGGGCUGGGUACAGGGCAGGAACCCCCUGGAGGUACUGGCCGAGAGGGAGAGUAUCUACCGGCUGCUGCCUCAGACCACCACGGGGAACAUCAGUAAAAACUUUGAACAGUACACCGUUGACCCCGCAACCCGCUACCCCAACCUCAACUCCAGCUGUGUACGCCCCCACCAGGUGCGUCACCUGUUCAUUGACGGCAAACAGGGCUCAUGUCUCCGGGAACGAGGAGGCCCCACAGGUAGAUCAGUCAACCUGUCCAGAAGAGAAUCCGAGGUGCGUCCGAACCGACUGCUGAUCUGGUGUCAGAAGCAGACUGAGGGCUACCGAGGAGUCAACAUCACCAACCUCACGUCUUCCUGGAGGAACGGCCUGGCCCUCUGCGCUCUCAUACACCGCCAGAGACCCGAACUCAUUGACUUUGACACCCUCAAUGAGGAGGAUGUGGCGGCGAACAACCAGUUGGCGUUUGACGUGGCUGAGCGACAGCUCGGCAUCCAGCCAGUAACCACAGGAAAGGAGAUGGCUGCGGAGGCAGAACCAGACAAGCUGCUGAUGGUCCUCUACCUCUCCAAAUUCUACGAGGCCUUCAGGAACUCACCAGUAAACAACAAUGGUUCAAGAGCACAAGAUGAGAAUAAUGAAGAAUAUCCGGCUAAAUCCAACCAUGCCGUCCUGAACCUGCCUCAGCCCAGGAAGAGGAUACCCAGGGAUGACAAGAAACUGGAAGAUGACUCUGUUAACAAGAGACGACGAAAGGGCAACCACUACCUCACAGAGUUAUCCUGUCACAGUGCACCCCCUGCAGGUGAGGAGGGAGAGCUGCGGGAGAAUAAGGUCCGCUCCAUGGCAACUCAGCUGCUGGCCAAAUUUGAGGAGAACUCCUCGACAGCAAAUACACACAGCAAGUCUGACGAGGACUCAUCCGAUCCGUCAUUUUCUCCUCCUCUGUCUCCUGCCUCCACCCCCCUUCUUCUCUCAGAUGAGGAAGAAGAGGAGGAGGAGGAGGAGGAGGAUGAAAACCCUCGCUUUGCAAAGCCCAAGAAUAUCCCCCCUCCUCCUCCUCGGCCUCCCCCUCGCCCCAAGUGGCAGCCUUCCGUUUACCUCCGCUUACUGGAGAAUCCUUCUUCUGUGGCCCAGCAAACCACUCUCCUCUACUCCAAACCCUCUUGCAGCUACAGUCGCUCUCCUUCACCUUCCUACUCUAAGAGCCUUUUACGCUCCCCAAGCCCCGAUGUUACUGAACAGCACUACCCAGAACGCACCUCUCCCGACCUGAUAACCAGUCACUUCUCUUGUCCUGCUCCUUCUCUGUCGGGUAUCGAUCGCCCCUCCAACAGAAAAAAUGUCUUGCUGUCCCUGCAGAGUAAAGCCCAGAAAGUGUCUACUAGAGAAUUUACUAAGAGGAGCAUAAAAGACCGAGCUGUCCUCCUCUCCUCCUUGUUUCCUGGGUCCAAAAAACCUCCUUCUACUCCUCUUUCUCCUCUCUCUGAAGCACAGGUGGAUCAAACAACUUCUUCCCCUCCUUCCUUGUCUCCUCCUCCUUCUCCUCCCUCUGUAUCUAAGAGCUCAACCGUCUACCCGAUGGUCCACCCUGUCCCUGACCCUGCUGCCCAGUCUGGUUUCUCCUCUGUCCCCCUUUAUACUGCUGGAUACAAGAACAACAAACACUCUUCUCCUCCUUCGUCUUAUACUGACUCUGGCAAACCAGAGGAAAUCGCUCUGCGUGUAGAUUCCUCCACAUGCAACAAAAGCUCUAUUCAUCCGUCUUUAUCUUACUCUGACGAGAGCCAGGAGAUCACAUCUCUACUUUCUGAAAUUAACUGUGAAAAUGGACACGCCAGCUCUUCUCCCCUCCCAGUUUCUGCGAUGCAGGAGGAAAAGUGUGCAAAGACAGGUUACAGUUCUCAUGACAGUCUUGAAAAUGAAAAGGACACGGUCCAUAAAGCUGCUCAGGAGAUGCUUGACAACAACAAAUACGAUGAAAAUGGUGACACAAAGUACAAUGGGAGCUUGUCUCUUGAGAACCCCAGAAGAAUCUCUAAAAAGUCAGUUGUUCGCUCUGAGAGUUGUCCGGCUGGAGCUCCGAGUUACAUAAAAGAGCGUACAGUUGGGAAGGUAUCAUCAACCAUAGAUGCUAGAGCUCAGAAACUGGCCAUCCUGUAUGAGACAGACCACAGGCCCAGUGCCACACCGUCUGUGAUGCGUAAGGCCUUCCCUCCCGGACUCGGUGGCAGCGAUACCUGCCACUUCUGCUCCAAGCGGGUAUAUGUGAUGGAGAGACUGAGCGCCGAGGGCUUCUUCUUCCACCGCGAGUGUUUCCGCUGUGACGUCUGUAACUGCACCCUGCGUCUGGGUGGGCACACCUUUGACUCACAGGAGGCAAAGUUCUACUGCAGGAUGCAUUAUGCGCAGCGCCAAUCCAGCACUCACCUGGGCAGGUUCAGGGGGGGAAUGGGUGACCAAAGCCGUGGCGCGCCCUCGUCGGUGGACGGUGGGAGCUUCUCUGCGACAGGCAGCGUGCAGAUACAACCCGCAGGUGGAGCAUCCAGCUUGCAUUCAGAUCAGCUUGAUAAAGGUCAGACGAGCAUUCCUGAAGACACAGAGAUGGCCGUGGACGCUCUGGAUGCUUCCUGCAUUGUAAAACCUGCAGCACAAGAUGCCACAGGGGCCAAAGGCCAUAACCAGGACAGUACCAAAGAUCACAGUAAUGCCAAACAGAAUCAUCGCUGGAAACGGAAGGUUAGAGCGACGUUCCCGCUGAUCUUCAUCAAGCACUUCCAGAGAAGCUGGUCGCUGAACAAAGAGGGACCAGAGACUGUCCCUGAAGCUGACUCAGACUUUGAGGACAUCACUUUAGCAGAGAAGCAAAACAGUUGCAAGACUCCUGCGGUAACCCAGAAUCCUUCAGAGGGAAAUGAGAAGAGAGAGCGCUCAUCCGCCCCAAAGAAACGCUUGAUGUUAUCUCUUUCUGAAAAAGAGAAGCUUCUGAACUGGGACAUGCAGGCAACACCAGAGGAAACUCCGAGUAACACAGGCACCAAAACCAAACAUCAACAAAAAGACCAGGUACAAGCAGAGACAGAGGCAGAUAAGCCUCAGACAGACUCGGGCCAAGACGGAGAACCACCUCAGAGCCAAACCUCGGCCUCGUCCCCCUCAGCCUUGCAGCUUAUAGCCAACGCCUUCAGGAGGACAUUUAGCAUGUCCAAUCCCUCCAGCAGCUCCAGCACAGCAGUCACAAUGAGGACCAAAGGUGAUGGCUCCCGCAAACAGAGGCCCAUGUCAGAAGGAACAUUCAACUUCAGUUCCUUCCUCAACGCCACAGCUACAGAGGAGGAGAAGAAGGCCGGAAGGCGUGAAGCUCGGUUGGCGUCUCUAGGAGCAGAUCCGUGGGGGGCCGGGCGAGACCUUCCUUCUCUGCUGCAGCAGGUGUCCUUUAAGAACCGUAGAGAAUCUGAAGGGGCCUAUUCUGACAACAUGGCCUCGCUGUCCCGCAGGAGGGUCGACCUGUUCUCUUCCCUGAGACUAAGGAAGAGGGAGGCAUCAGAGAGUGAGGGAAAGGACCAGGAGGCUCAAAAGGAAAUCAAGACAAUCCUCACCAACCUCAGAAACAAAGCCUCCAGUCAACAGAAUCUGGAAGAGGCGUCCUCCAGUGAUGAUGAAAAUGAAAACACAGCAUCUAAUCAAUUGUAUUCAGAGAGACAGAGGAUUAAGCAGGAGAAGACAGUGGCCCAGCAGGCUAAAAGAGACCAGCUGAAGAGGCUUCACAGAGCUCAGGCGAUCCAGAGGCAACUGGAGGAGGUCGGAGAGAAACAGAGAGAUCUGGAAGAGAGAGGAGUGGCCAUAGAAAAGAUCAUAAGAGGAGAAACAGAGUCUCAGACAGAUGACAGUGACGAGGCUCAGCUUUAUCAGACCUGGUUUAAACUCGUUCUGGAGAAGAACAGAUUAGCGCGCUACGAGUCCGAACUCAUGAUCUUCGCUGAGGAGCUUGAACUAGAGGACACUCAAAGCCGACUACAGCAAGAUUUGAGACGCAGAAUGGCGAUAGAAGAUACAAUUAAGAGCGCCUCUGAGCUGCAGGAGGAGCAGGAGAUACUGUCCGAGAUCAUGAGGACGGUGGAGAACCGAGACAUGUUGGUGUCUAUCCUUGACGAGCAGAGGCUGAAGGAGAGGGCUGAGGACAGGGACCUGGAGAGCCUCGUGCUGUCCAAAGGCUACGAGUUCCACUGGGCCCAGGAGGAGGACAGCUGCGGGCAGGAGAAGCUGGAGGGAAGGGCUUGA
Messenger RNA from Scomber scombrus (Atlantic mackerel), 5556 nucleotides. It is a transcript of the gene mical2b, whose product is annotated as microtubule associated monooxygenase, calponin and LIM domain containing 2b. Gene Ontology annotation, molecular function: protein binding; FAD binding. The record is from RefSeq and is a predicted model, not a curated record. The transcript is spliced from 35 exons. Lineage: Eukaryota; Metazoa; Chordata; Actinopteri; Scombriformes; Scombridae. Bases 1 to 5556 code for a protein of 1851 amino acids.